AACCGACACAGAGCGAUCAGAGGCGCCUGAAAAAGCGGGAAGAGUCUCCCACCGCCAUAACCGCUUGUCCCUCCCCUUCGCCGCCACCAACCGCCGGGAACUUCUUCCACACGUGGCGGGUCCUUAGGGCCGUCAGAUCCACUUGUUUCGCCUGUCCGAAAAGCAAUCGGCCAGACAGAGCGAUAAGAGAGUGAAAAACAAGUUUCAGAGAAGAGAGAGAGAGAGGGUUAAUAUCGUUUUUCGUUUCAUAUAUUGCCGGUUUCCUGUUUGAAUCAGAGGAUGGUUGUCCUCUUGUUGACAUAUCUGUUUGUUCGUCACGAAUAGGUUUUGAAUUUCCGCUAAAAUUUUGAUAUCGAAAAAACUUUCGGUUUCUGGUUUCCUGCUUCAACUAUUUCGCGUCAAUCUGCAAGAAGAGAGAUUUUUAGGUGUCAGUGCACUCGUCGCCAAAUUUCUAGGCACGGUUGACAGGUACAGCGGUGGUCAUCAUCGUUUUCCAAAUAUCGGUUUCAGAUAUUGAAAGUUUGAUCACUGUUCUGUUCCCUACACUAGCAGAGUGUUCAAUUUUCCUCCCAAUCAAUCAAGUAUUUUGUGCGGAAAAGGGUUGGCAGAGAGUUUAACUAGAGAAAAUGGAACAGAAGCACUUUUUAAUGUCUGCUUUGAGCGUUGGGAUUGGCGUCGGGGUUGGGAUCGGUUUGGCUUCAGGCCAGACUGUAAGCAAAUGGUCCGGUUCUUCUUCAUGCGCCGUUACACCGGAGAGGAUGGAAGAUGAGAUGCGUAGACUGGUUGUUGAUGGCACAGAUAGCAGCGUCACCUUCGACAAGUUUCCGUACUACCUGAGUGAGCAGACAAGGAUCUUACUGACUAGUGCUGCCUUUGUCCAUUUGAAGAAUGCUGACUUUUCUAAGCACACACGGAACCUUUCUCCUGCAAGUCGUGCUAUUUUGCUCUCCGGACCUGCUGAACUUUACCAGCAAAUGCUUGCAAAGGCUGUAGCUCAUUACUUUGAAGCCAAGUUGCUGUUAUUGGAUAUGACUGACUUCUUAUUAAAGAUUCAGAACAAAUAUGGGAGUGGAAUCAGUGGAUCUGGAUUUAAAAGAUCCAUUUCAGAGACAACGUUGGAGCGAAUGUCUGGUUUAUUUGAAUCAUUUUCAAUUUUUCCGCCAAAGGGAGAAAACAAAGGAAACUUACGCAGGCAAGGCAGUGGUGCAGAUGUUCUGUCAAGGGGAGCAGAAUGUUCUGAUCCUCCAAAACUUCGUAGAAAUGCAUCUGCUGCAGCUAAUCUUAAUAACCUUGCCUCACAAUCCAGUUCUGCUAACCCAGCUUCUCUCAAGCACACAAGCAACUGGCCUUUUGAUGAAAAGCUUCUUGUCCAGAUACUUUAUAAGGUCCUGCAUUCUAUAUCAAAAACCAAUCCCAUUGUUCUGUACCUUAGGGAUGUAGACAAGCUCCUAUAUAGGUCAAAAAGGAUACAUAAUUUGUUCCAUAAAAUGUUGAAAAAACUGUCGGGACCAGUGCUGAUCCUUGGAUCACGAAUUGUGGAUUCGGAUACUGGAUCCAGAGAAGUGGAUGAGACGCUUUCUUCUCUUUUCCCUUACAAUAUUGAAAUCCGGCCACCUGAAGAUGAAAGUCAUCUUGUCAGUUGGAAGACCCAACUGGAGGAGGAUAUGAAGAUGAUGCAGUAUCAGGACAACAGAAACCACAUUAUGGAAGUACUUGCAGCUAAUGACCUUGACUGUGAUGAUCUGACGUCAAUUUGUGUGGCAGACACAAUUGUUCUCAGUAAAUAUAUAGAAGAAAUUGUAGUGUCAGCAAUCUCUUAUCAUUUGAUGAACAACAAGAAUCCAGAAUACAGAAAUGGGAAGUUAGCUAUAUCAUCCACAAGUUUAUCCCAUGGUUUGAGCUUAUUCCAGGAAGGCAAGUCUGCUGGAAAGGAUACUUUAAAGCUGGAAGCAAAGGAUGCACAGAGGGAUGAGGCUGUAGCUGUGAAGCCUGAAACAAAAGCAGGAAGUAACAAAAGUGCAGCAGAGGCAUUAGCUACAGCAGCGAAGGAUGUUGAUGAUACAGCCACAAUAGCCAAAGCUCCUGAAGUUCCUCCUGAUAAUGAAUUUGAGAAGCGUAUACGGCCAGAAGUCAUACCUGCAAGUGAGAUCGGUGUGACAUUCAGUGAUAUUGGUGCCUUGGAUGAUAUUAAAGAAUCUCUACAGGAACUAGUGAUGCUACCUCUUCGACGACCAGACUUAUUUAAAGGAGGCCUUUUAAAGCCAUGCAGAGGAAUAUUACUUUUUGGGCCUCCUGGCACUGGGAAGACCAUGUUGGCAAAGGCCAUUGCUAAUGAGGCUGGAGCAAGCUUCAUCAAUGUGUCUAUGUCUACCAUCACUUCAAAAUGGUUUGGUGAAGAUGAGAAGAAUGUUCGAGCACUGUUUACUCUUGCGGCUAAGGUUUCCCCAACUAUUAUUUUUGUGGAUGAGGUUGAUAGCAUGCUUGGGCAACGAUCAAGAGCAGGAGAACAUGAAGCCAUGCGAAAGAUAAAGAAUGAGUUCAUGACUCACUGGGAUGGACUCAUGACAAAACAGGGUGAAAGAAUUCUUGUUCUUGCUGCAACUAAUAGGCCAUUUGAUCUUGAUGAAGCAAUUAUCAGACGCUUUGAAAGAAGAAUCAUCGUUGGCCUACCAUCAAUUGAGAACAGAGAGAAGAUUUUGAGAACUCUUCUAGCAAAAGAAAAAGUUCACGAAGAACUAGACUUUAAGGAGCUAGCAUCCAUGACAGAAGGAUAUACUGGAAGUGAUUUGAAGAACUUGUGUGUAACAGCUGCUUACAGACCAGUAAGGGAACUAAUUCAGCAGGAGAGGCUAAAGGAUCUAGAGAAAAAACAAAGAGCUGAGGAAGGACAGAAUUUAAAAGAUGCUCAAGAACCAGACGGGGAUAAAGAAGAAAGAGUAAUCACCAUCAGGCCUUUGAAAAUGGCUGACUUCAAGGAAGCGAAAAAUCAGGUUGCUGCAAGCUUUGCAGCUGAGGGAGCUAUAAUGAAUGAGCUGAAGCAAUGGAAUGAUUUGUAUGGAGAAGGAGGUUCAAGGAAGAAGGAGCAGCUAACUUACUUCCUAUGAGUCUGUUUACCUUCUGUGCACUUUCUACUACAUCUACAAACUACUUAAGAGAGGGUGGUCACUCGAAGCUCUUAGGACGAACUGCAAUCCAUCCAUGAGUAAAGAACCAAAAUUGACAUUUGAGUGAGGACUAUAUAUUUAGUUGUGUCGAAUUAGUAGAAAAUUAGCGGAGAACUAGUGACAUAUUACCACACAUAGUAGACGACUGGUUUCCUACCGUGGAAUGUCCCAUUCGUUAUUUUUAGGCUUUUUGCAUUUUGCAUUGUGAAAUAUGUCUGGGCUGUCAUUUUUGAGGAUGUCUUGUCUUUUAACUACUGUUGUAUGUUGGCAGAGUAGAUAUGGUUUCUCACUAUGUUAUGAAACCUUUAAUAUGAUAUAUAUAUAUAUAUAUAUAUAUAAA
Molecule: messenger RNA, 3504 nt
Organism: Diospyros lotus (date-plum)
Lineage: Eukaryota; Viridiplantae; Streptophyta; Magnoliopsida; Ericales; Ebenaceae
Exons: 17
Coding region: 627-3104 (825 amino acids)
Cellular component (GO): mitochondrial outer membrane
Molecular function (GO): ATP binding; ATP hydrolysis activity
Source: RefSeq, a predicted model, not a curated record